CUGUCACACUUUAUGCUGUCUCAUUGUAAACAAUUCAAAAUUUUAGCAUUUUCGCACAAAAAUGACCCCCGCAGCAGAUAAACCCCGGGAAAUCGGCUUCGACAGGCAAUUCUCCGCGGACGUGAAUGGCGUGCCCACGGAGAUAGUGUUCCACGGCUUCGCCAACAAGUGGUUCCUGGUCAUUACGCAGCUAGGCAAGAUUCCCGGCUUCUACAACGUGCACUUCGAUGUCCAGCGGGACGAGCGGGUGUUGCCCUACCUCCAUGGCCCCGUGGACAACCCUGAGUACCACGUCUCCGUGCCCAUUGAGAUGAACUGCUGCUUGGGCCUGGACACCGACGAGAUCCGCAGCGCCAUCCAGUUCUUGGUCAACCGAACCGGACUCCACAAGUGCCCCACGGACUUUGUGGUCGGGCUGGGCCUCAAAAACAUCGACGGACCCAACCUGCGGGCCCUAGCCAAGGUUCUCGAGGAAGCGAUCUUCUAGUCUACAAUUUUCAGUACUAUUAAAUAUUAGCUGCUACAGUUUUUGAACAAAAGUUUUGUUUGCCUUGUCUGUAAUUACUAUUCUUUUGUAUCAUAAAACGGAACGGAAAUCCUAA
Drosophila suzukii is the source of this 602-nucleotide messenger RNA. RefSeq lists its product as uncharacterized. Gene Ontology annotation, biological process: proteasome assembly. NCBI's taxonomy places the organism in Eukaryota, Metazoa, Arthropoda, Insecta, Diptera, Drosophilidae. The record is from RefSeq and is a predicted model, not a curated record.